Diversispora eburnea is the source of this 330-nucleotide messenger RNA. The record is from the annotation of a GenBank genome assembly. NCBI's taxonomy places the organism in Eukaryota, Fungi, Glomeromycota, Glomeromycetes, Diversisporales, Diversisporaceae.
AUGAAUCUAAAAUCGAACACGACAGUUUUUCCGUGUGCCAAGUUUGAACGAAUAAGUGAAUCUGAUGGUAUUCGUGUGGCAACCUCUCUUCACCUUAAGCUCCAAACUGAAGAUCCUCAAGAAAAUUCUAUGAAAGAGCUUCAAUGUUACAUAACGGAAAUUAAACAGUUUGCGAAUGAUGCAUUGUGGCUCCUCGGAGAUUAUUUCGAAAUUAUAUCAAAGGAUGAAUCUGAGGAAUAUGGUCGGAUAGCAUGGGGCGUCUUGGAUGACGGAACUGUGAUUGAGUUCGAAAAAUAUUUGCCGGGAAAAUGUAACACUGACCCAAUUUGA